Messenger RNA from Papaver somniferum (opium poppy), 525 nucleotides. RefSeq lists its product as uncharacterized. NCBI's taxonomy places the organism in Eukaryota, Viridiplantae, Streptophyta, Magnoliopsida, Ranunculales, Papaveraceae. The transcript has a single exon. The coding region runs from base 142 to 357 and encodes 71 amino acids. The record is from RefSeq and is a predicted model, not a curated record.
UCACAAAUCAUCGGGCAAAUUCAUCGGAAACCAUCUAAGAAACUUACAGAAGAAAAGAGUUACUCAACCAGUUCGUUUGCUGAAAAUACUUUUGGCUAUCUUUUUUUGUACAUCUUUUAGCAAAAGCUUACUAGUUCAAACAUGGUAGGAUGUGUAGAAUGUGGGACGAGAAGAAAUCCAUGCCGAUGCAGGGUAUUCGGACCAACACUCGGGUGCGUGGCGUUUUGCGUCGCAGCAGUGGUAGAAUGGCCAAUCGGAGCGGUCGUUUAUAUCUUUAAACACAUGAAGGGUAAACGGAUCAUGGGUCAUCCGGCUCGUGUUGUUUAUCCCAAAGUUUCCAAUUGCAUGCCUAUCUAAGAUUCUAAAUCAACAGCAAUCUCUUAUCUGAAGGAAGAUAUUUACCCCAGUAUAAUUGAUUUUCCUUUUAUGUUGACCUCAUUUCUGUAUAACUGUACCAGACUAUACACCGUGUAUCUUUUAUGAACUUUCCUUUGUGCUAAUGUAAUAAAUAUUUUCUCAGUAAAA